AUUUGUAAUUCACCUCUUUUGCAACAUAGUUAUUGAAACGUUUUUCUGACAAAAUAAAAGAAUAUUUUAAGCCUUAAAUAAAAUCAGUAGUUGCAAGGCAUUUCUGAAAAAGAGUGGAAGUGAAGUGGUUAAUUGAAUAAACGUUUUUUCUGAAGAUAAAAAUUUGGAAUUACCACCGGAUAAAGAUGACCUUCCGGGCAGAAGGUGGAGGCUCAGGCUUUGAGGUUGGACUUAAAAUGCUCAUGUCCAUGCCGUCGACGAAAGAAAUCAAGACUGCCGUGAGCAAGAAAAUGGGCGGCGGAAAACGCAAAGUGGGCCAGCUGCUUGUUCGGGCCCAGGGCUUGUGGAACGUACGUGAGAAGAAGCUAGUAAGGAGAGGAUCCUCUAGACGGCGGCUACAGUCUUCCACCUCAACGGGAUCAGCAAGUAAGGCCCAGACAGGAACUAUGGACCAUGACAUUGACGAUCUGGAGAUGCAGGUUGUGAGGUACAAACCAGAGGGACUAGAUGUUCUCUGCAAAAAUACGAAGUUCUCCAAAAAAGAACUUCAGAUCAUGUACAGGGGAUUCAAGCAGGAGUGCCCGACGGGGAUUGUUAAUGAAGAAACGUUCAAGGAAAUAUAUGCUCAAUUCUUUCCACAAGGCGAUGCCAGCGCCUAUGCCCACUAUGUGUUCAAUACGUUUGACCAUGAUCGAAACGGGUCGAUAAGCUUUGAGGAGUUUAUCAUGGGUUUAUCGGUGUUAGCCAGGGGAAGUCUACCAGAACGACUACAGUGGGCUUUUAACCUGUAUGACGUUAAUGGGGAUGGCAUAAUUACCAAAGAUGAAAUGUCAGAGAUCAUUGGGGCGAUUUAUGAGAUGAUGGGCAGGUUUACACAGCCGGCUAUAGAUGAAUUGAGCGCCAAAGAACAUGUUGAACAGGUUUUCCAGAAAAUGGAUAUGAAUAAAGACGGGGUGAUAUCCUUCGAAGAGUUCAUGGACUCGUGUCGAAUGGAUGAAAAUAUCGUACGAGGGAUGUCUCUGUUCGAUACUGUUCUAUAGCGUCACUCACAUCAGUCAUUGUUACCUUAGAGACCACUCGUCAUCAACGGGGUUGAUUCCACGGUUGGACCUGUCAGUAUUGAAAAAGGACAGACUUUAGUCACAUCCAUUUGUACACACACAUUAGACAUGUUAUUGAACGUGUCAACAUACCAUUUGCGAAUGGAUUUGAUAUUACAAUGCGGUGUCAUAUUGAUGCAGUUCCUUUUUGAUUUGAUCUAUUCAUGAAUGGUUGUGAAAUUGCUUUUUUACCAUUUAGUGUAUACCCUCUUGUGAGAAUGACUGUACCAUAACUAAACCUAGCUCACUAACUCAUGUUUGUCGAUUAUUACAAUACUUUGUAUUGAUGUUAUUUUCACUUCAUUUAGCUUUGACCGAAAUCUAGAAAUGCACUACGUUUACAGAAAAGAAUGAAAAUUAUCGGAUGUACACGCAUAUUUAGACGACAGAAUGUUGCCAACUUUACGUAAAUGCAAAAUAGUAUAACAACUAGAUUGCAAUAUACAUUUAUUUAAUAACUAAUCAAUGCUCAUUUAUUUGAGGAAGCUUUUUUUCAGACACUUUCUUGCCAUACUUACUUCUGUGAUGUUACAAAUACUAAGUUGACAUUUUGUUGAUUUUUUUUUAACUUGUGUCACACACAAAAUAGGCUAUCUCGGACAUCAUGUCAUUGUUAUCGUUCGGUAAUUCUGUUUCCUUUUUGACAUGUGAAAUUUCUGUUCCUUACUUCUAUUCCAUAGAACACACGAUCACAAAAUGUUUUGAAAUUCAUAUCAGUAUCCACGUGACCGUGUUUAAAUAGGCCGUAUUGAUACACCUUAGAGUUAGCUUAAAGUAUUGAAUAUAAUAUAAACGAUUUUUUUUUUCAUUUUGGGAACGUUACAUUAUUUGACCAAUAUUUGGAAUGAAAUCCUACUACAAUGUUAACAUUAUAGAGUGCGUUUGUGAUGCUAUGGGCCCUAAAAACGUGAUUGAAAUGUUAAUGUUAGCUGAAAUAUUAUUAAUGUGUAUAAUGAAGGAAGUUGGUGGUUUGUAAAGCAAUACAAUAUGACAAACAUCUUUAUAUCUUAACAAAAUAGCUGUUUGUACUCAAAUACUGUUGAUAUGAGUGUUUACCUUCACCUGAUAUCUUUCUUUCAAAAUGUAACACCAUUAGCCAAAAAACAAAACUUGCAUCUAAAAACUGACGCCCGAUUGAAUGACUGGUAUGCUUGAUAGAUGAGUAGGCAAAACAGUCAGCCGUGUUUCAAACUAUCCUUGUUUGCUCUUUUAAACUCAUCCGAUUUGUAAACAUCACAAAUUUUAUUCCGCGAGUAUCAUAUUUUCUUCAGAAUUGCCUUUCCGUGUGCAUGUGUUGAGAUUCUUUAAAACCUGUUAAAUCACUCAUAUAAUGUGAUUCGAACACAGAGAACAACUCCAUUUAUGACCCCAUCUAUAACGCCAUCUAUUACUAAAUGUAUAACAAAUGCUGUUGUUUCCAUACGCUGAUACAGGUUGUGAGUUGUUAUUUUGUAGUGUAAGUAUCGGUAAGUGUUCUAGGAUCAGCAAUAGGAGCACAUCCGUUUGUUAUUAUACCACUAGGUUCAUUUAUAAAACGCAUAUCAAGUCUUGAAAAUUAAUGAUUUUACUUUGUUUUGAAGUAAUACACCAAACAUAAUUUUAUCAUACAUAAUGAAAUAUCAAUGAUAGACUUUUAUCUAAUUUGCUUCAAUACCGUUCUGUAGUUUAAACAAGAUGCAUGAACUUAAAAAUGUCGAUCAAUAUUUUAAAGAAAACUAAUUAUGUGCAAAUCUGUUUAAUAUAAGACAUUCCUUUUAUUCCAUUAAGGCUUAAUUUAACACUAUUCACUUAAUCGUAUAAACCAAAAUUAUCGUAUGAUCGCUUUAUCGCACAGUAUCUCCAAGUAGACAUGCUAUUCAUUUCCAACAUUUUCCUAGAAUGGACAACUAGUAGUAGAAAUCAAAGUUUCUAUUGAAUUUGUAAUGCUAUUCAUAUCAUACAGAAUCUUUAACGAUACUAAUAUGUUGUACGAUUUUCAAUGCGAUGGUACACAUGCUUGAGAAAAACAGGAGAGUAGUUUUAGUUUUUUUUAGGGAAUGCGACAUAUUACUUGUACGGGUACGUGUACGUGUGUACCUUUUGUGUGCAUUACGUCAUUAAGACAUGUGUACACGGUAAAAACAUGGAACUGCAUGUACAACAUCACGAUGAAAGGGAUUAAAGUGAUCAUAGCGCGACUAUAAUAACAAGAUGAAUUUCAAAUCGCCUUUUAAACUAACCUGCAACUUUACAUGCAUGUGUAUCUUCACGUACAAGUUAACGUUCAAGAUAAGGUUUCGCAUCUUCUCCAUUAUUUUCUUGAUAAUGUGUACUGUAUUUUAAUGUAUUUCAUUCUCACCAUUCCUUUAUGUAUAAAUUUAACUGAUUGUUGAUUGUUGAACAUGUUUUGUAUUUUCUCUUGUUGACCGUUUAUUUUCAAUUAUUGUUGAUCCUUAAAUUUGUACAAGAUAAAUUUGGUACUUAUUACAAUGUUAUUUGUAUAGUUUGAAACAUAUGCUCUGAUUAAGGGACGAUGAAUAAUAAACCAUUGUUAUCUUCCCUAUA
This is a messenger RNA of Mya arenaria, 3644 nucleotides long. RefSeq names its product Kv channel-interacting protein 4-like. The transcript is spliced from 10 exons. The record is from RefSeq and is a predicted model, not a curated record. Gene Ontology annotation, molecular function: calcium ion binding. Lineage: Eukaryota; Metazoa; Mollusca; Bivalvia; Myida; Myidae. The coding region runs from base 186 to 1040 and encodes 284 amino acids.